AUGAAUCCGUCAAGAUUGUUGCUUCUGCGAGUGGCAAAAAUCAGUGAUUAUGAAAGUGUUUUGGAAUUUCUUCGGAAGCAUUUCUAUGCUUACGAUGUUUUCGGAAGUGAUUCGAAUUCUCAGUCUGCAGAAGAUGAGGAAAACGAGAUGAAAGCCAUCGAUUCUGGUGCUUCGGUUCUUGCGUUCACAGAAGGAAAGUUAGUUGGCGCAUCUUUAGCAGUGAAUUUCACUGAAGAAAGCUGCCGAGAAAAUCUCCAGAGACUCCAGAAGAUCUCCGAGCAACGAGGAUUUCCCAAUGAUCUUGAUGGAGUGAUUUUCAUAGAAGAAAUGAAGCUGAGAUCUGAAGUUUGUCGUCGAUUUGGCGUGAAAGAAGCUUGCUACAUGUCGCUAAUGUGUGUUCAUGAGGACUUUCGGAAGCUCUCCUUGUCCAACAUUCUGCUGCAAAAGAAUCUGGAAUGUGUGGCUGAAUUAAGAUACAAAGUUGCCUUUAGUUUGUGCAUAUCUGAAAUUGGUCACAUCUUUGGGAAAUCCACCAACUUUCAGCCCUUCUAUCAGGUCAAUCUUGUGGAUUAUCAGGACUUUCGAGGACUGAAUGUCUUCAGUCACUUUCCUCCAGAUGCCAAAGCGACUGUUAUGUUUAAACUCAUAGGCGGAAAUAAAUUGUGA
Phlebotomus argentipes is the source of this 666-nucleotide messenger RNA. RefSeq names its product arylalkylamine N-acetyltransferase-like 2. The coding region runs from base 1 to 666 and encodes 221 amino acids. Lineage: Eukaryota; Metazoa; Arthropoda; Insecta; Diptera; Psychodidae. The transcript has a single exon. The record is from RefSeq and is a predicted model, not a curated record.